AAUACUUGAUUCAAUUACAGUUGUAUCGAUCAAAUACCAAUACCAGCGUUGGCCUCGAUACUAUCUGCACCGUUAAGUACCAACCGCAAGUCGCUGUUUCUGGACAAAAAAAGACAAAGAAGCAAAAAAAGCGAGACAGCGAGCCGGUGAAAUUGAAUUAAGCCAAAGCGUAUCUGUUCCCUCUCUAAUUUGGUCCUGACCAAGUGGGCAUUGUUCUACAACUGGAUAAGGGAGACUGGGGCCAUAGGAUGAGUACUCCUGUUACCUUGAAUGUAGGAGGCCACCUGUACACCACCAGUUUAUCCACCCUGCAGCGCUAUCCAGACUCCAUGCUGGGUGCCAUGUUCCGGGGAGAUUUCCCCACAACUCGCGAUUCCCAAGGGAAUUACUUCAUUGAUCGCGAUGGGACACUGUUCCGGUACAUCCUGAACUUCCUGCGGACGUCUGAGCUGACCCUACCCUUGAACUUCACAGAGACAGACCUCCUUCGGAAAGAGGCGGACUUCUACCAGAUCGAACCUUUGAUCCAAUGCCUUAACGAUCCCAAGCCACUGUACCCUCCUGACAUCUUCGAGCAGGUCGUGGAGCUCUCCAACACUCGGAAACUGUCAAAAUAUUCAAACCCAGUCGCCGUUAUCAUCACACAGCUAACCAUAACUACGAAGGUUCACGGCCUGCUGAAAGGUAUUUCUAACAACUUCACCCAGUGGAACAAACGCAUGAUGGACACCAGCGACUGCCAGGUGUCAUUCAACUUUGGACCGUGUGACUAUCACCAAGAGGUGUCCCUAAGGGUUCACCUCAUGGACUAUAUCAUGAAACAAGGCUUCACCAUCCGCAACACGCGUGUGCAUCACAUGAGUGAGCGUGCAAACGAGAACACGGUAGAGCAUCACUGGACUUUCUGUCGACCAGCUCACAAGGUUGAAGAUGGAGGGCAUUUCUCAAUACCAAUACCAAGUAAGCAAAGAACGGACUUGUGUUCUUGGGGAGAGCGUACUUGCAGGCUGUACCUGGAAGACUGAACUCGCAAGUUCAGAAACACACAAAACGCUGUUGACAGUUUUGAGACGAAGCUUUCUUCCUGUUAUUGCGCAACACCCCCAGCAAAGAGGGCGCUUGCCACUUUAUAGUUAGCUUUGAUGUGUGUAUUCAUAAUAAAGCAUGGACGGUCACCCUUCACACCGCCUUGUUGUUUUGUUGUUCAGUCUUCCAGGUUUUCAUUUAAAGUGCUAUUGAGUAUCACGGGCCAAUAACUAUAUAAAUACCGACACAACGGCGGGGAAAAAAUCCUUGUAACAUUUUUCGGGAUUCAAUUUUAAUUGUGUUGAACGGAGGUUCAGUUGAAAACCCAAGAAACACAAAGCUAAAGCUAAAAAUAUAUGUACUGCUUGAAAUAUAACUCGCAGCUAAAAUAUAUGUGUUUGCUUGAAGUAUAACUCUCACCUAAAAUAUAUGUUUUUGUCUGAAAUACAACUCACAGGUGAAAUAUAUAUAUAUAUAUAUAUAUAUAUAUAUAUAUAUAUAUAUAUAUAUACUGCUUAAAGUGUGCCAUGUAACCCAUUAAUGACUUGUUUUGAUGAAAGUAUGAACUACAUAUCAGAAACAGCUAAAACUAAAAAACUUAUAUUCGUUAGGUGUGACCUUUGGCACACUUUUAAGUGUGCUAAGGGUCACUUACAUGUAACAGUGGAACUGGUCUGAACUGGUCAUCUGCUGUGGCCACCUGUGUGAUAACGUAGUGGUGGAAUUACCCUGUUUUACAGAAGGGAGGGGGUUUUUAGCCUUGACUUUUAGUAUAAAUAUGAGUUGAUGUGGCCACUUUCUUCAGCGAAAGCAUACCCACUUAUCUAGUCUCUGAUUUUGAUACUCUUUGCUUUUAGGGCAGAAAGGGAAGGGAAUUUUUCUGUUUUUUGUACUUGUUUUUUUGAUUAUUCACUAAAUAAUAAAACCACCUGAGCUUGUUGUGAGCUAGGGGACCAAAAGACUUGUAUUCCUUGAUUUUAGUCAUUUAAUUUCUCUCUCUCACACCUCAGCUUUCCGAGGGUAGAAGUUUCCCUCUCGUGAGGGCAGUUAAGACUCCUCUUUAACCACCUGGGCGAGUUGCAGCCCGGCGGGGAUCGACAUUGACAGUCAGACCUCCUGUUAUCUCCUAGUGGGAGUGCAUUCCCCAUCCGCUCUGCCGGUCAGAGCCACCGAGCACUUAGCCUCUCUCGGACCGGCGACCAACGAAGGCUAGCGGGCGUCCUUGAGAAGGAGGGGACCUCCGGUGACCCUGGGAGGAACGGUUCCUAACCGUGAGUACUAAAGAAAAAUCAUUGGUUGUAAAGAUCCCCUCGGGCAGUGCUUAAAAUAUACAGGGGGACAAGAGCCCGUUAGUGGGGGACGUCUGGGGUAAAAAUCUGAAAAGGCCUCUUGCCUCGCCUCCGGUUUCCCUGAUCCGGGCGGGGGCCCUUUAAACUUAGCAAGGGUGUGUGUGUCUCUAAGUAAAAAGAACUAAAACUAAUUAUUACUAAAAAUAAUAAUUACUUAUUCAUUUUAAAAAGUGUUAAAUUAGCGAAUCACUGUGUGUGGAUCGAAAAUCUAGCAUUUAUACAAUCAGGGAAGUAUCAAAGUAACUCCUUUUAAUAUAGGCCUAACCAUCCGCCCCGCUGAUAGUAACGGGUGUUAUUAUACGGCAGAAGCGGGCAUAGUAGGGACGGGGGUUACUGAGGGGAAG
Messenger RNA from Etheostoma spectabile (orangethroat darter), 2719 nucleotides. RefSeq names its product BTB/POZ domain-containing protein KCTD6. NCBI's taxonomy places the organism in Eukaryota, Metazoa, Chordata, Actinopteri, Perciformes, Percidae. The transcript has 3 exons. Bases 249 to 1025 code for a protein of 258 amino acids. The record is from RefSeq and is a predicted model, not a curated record. Gene Ontology annotation, molecular function: protein binding. Gene Ontology annotation, biological process: protein homooligomerization.